Peromyscus californicus insignis is the source of this 818-nucleotide messenger RNA. It is a transcript of the gene Sapcd1, whose product is annotated as suppressor APC domain containing 1. The record is from RefSeq and is a predicted model, not a curated record. Lineage: Eukaryota; Metazoa; Chordata; Mammalia; Rodentia; Cricetidae. The transcript has 4 exons. Bases 244 to 807 code for a protein of 187 amino acids.
ACUGGGAAGGCAGAUCUCUGAGUCUAUAUAGUGAGUUCCAGGCCAGCUAGGCUACAUAGAAAGACUUUGUCUCAUAAAAAAAUUAAUAAAAAUUUAAAUAAAUUCAGAUUCUGCCCUUGGGGCUCAAUGAGGACAAGCCACUUCAGAGAGACUCUACAAAACAGGCUGAAUGAAGGGUGACACAGUUCAGGGCAGGCAUCUCUUGCCUUAGUCCUGGCCUCAGAGGCUGAACGAUAAGGCAGGAUGGGUAGAAGGCAGGGCUUGGGGAGGAACCAGCCUUGGCUCCACCCUUCCCACUUCAGAGCCAUGGGGAGCCCAGGUCCUGGUGGGUCACCCCUGGUGCAAGCACCCUACACUGUUCUGCUGCUGCCACUGGAGACAAGCCGCCAGGACCCAGGGGCCCAGAACUUCUUCCUCUGGCUGCAGAUGAUGCAGGCUCUGGAGAGGGAACAGGAUGCUCUGUGGCAAGGCCUGGAGCUGCUGGAGCAUGGCCAAGCCUGGUUUGCAGACCACCUAAGGGAGUCACAGCGACGACAGCUGCAUCUGGGGGCCCUUGGUGAGGAUUUCCUAAUGAGCUUAGACUCAGAGGCUGACUCCCCACAGCUAACCCAGAUUCAAAAGGUGAACGCUUGUUUGCGAAGUCUGGUUCAGAAGGUGAGCUUAUUGUUUUUAAUGUAUAGACUUUGGGGAGGUGGAAGGGGUUUGGAGUCAGAGUUGUCAAAGCAGCAUGAAGAAGUCACCCAGUCCACGGGAGAAGUGGCUCAGCCAGGCUACCCCCAGGGGCAGAGGGGCCCUACCCGUGUGUGAGUCCUUCCCUC